AUGCCAACGCCCAGAUCUGACACGGGAGCAGCACAUAUACCCGGUGUUGGUGACAUAGUUGUUGGCACACAGGUCGGUGCUCUUUUGAUACCAAUCAAGGUGUAUAUGACUAAAAAUGAUGUAGUAAAUUUGGCUGUGAAGAUUCCCCUGACAGAGGGAAGUCAACAGAUUCAAAUUUCAGUGCAAUACUUGCAUGAAAAGGUUGUUGAUAUGAAGGACCUUGAGGAAGUGGGAAUUCAGUGCGAUGAAGAAGUCUAUGUUGCUGGUGUUACAGCUUCUAAACCAAAAUAUAUUGGCGAUAGUUAUGGCCCUGACAGGGUUGCUGCAGAAGCAUCCAGAAUUACCUCUGCCCACACUGGUGAGGGUGGAAGACAGUUCACAUUCACAGAACUCAGUAACCCACCUGCUAUCACUUCUCAAUAUUCACCAUCUGCAAAGCCUUCAGAGCAGUCUGGUAUUCGAUGCCAUUGUGGACGUCAUUUUGCAGCAGUGAGUGCAAGCAGUUCUCCGGUGGAAAUCUCCUGCAGUAGUGUUUAUACUCUGGGAGGCAUAAACGAGUUUGAAGACAUUAUAGCAAGAGUGGAAAGAAACAAUCUACAGAAUGGUGAAGUGAUUCCACUCCAACUAAUGAUUGAGGAGAGAGAGAAAGGCAAUCCUCAGUGGCUCGAGAUCAUGCAAUUCUAGUGGAGGAAACUGUCCCUAAUGCCAACGCGUAGGUAUGGCACAGAAACAGCACAUAUACCCGGUGUUGGUGAUUUAGUUGUUGGUGGGUAUGUAGAAACUGGAGAUGAUUCACGGUGUGUCCACAACGCAGAAAUCGUUUUGACAACUUCAUCGCCUCUU
Messenger RNA from Rodentolepis nana, 843 nucleotides. The record is from the annotation of a GenBank genome assembly. Lineage: Eukaryota; Metazoa; Platyhelminthes; Cestoda; Cyclophyllidea; Hymenolepididae.